Messenger RNA from Oryza sativa Japonica Group (Japanese rice), 4953 nucleotides. RefSeq lists its product as uncharacterized. Lineage: Eukaryota; Viridiplantae; Streptophyta; Magnoliopsida; Poales; Poaceae. Gene Ontology annotation, cellular component: cytoplasm. Gene Ontology annotation, molecular function: protein binding. The record is from RefSeq and is a predicted model, not a curated record. Gene Ontology annotation, biological process: tRNA methylation.
CUCUUCUCUCGAUCAAAGCCCAAAGCCCAAGCGGGCCAUGGCCUAAACCCCCAAAAAAAACCCUACUCCAAGCUCGGCUCCUCCUCCUCCUCCCCAUGGCCGCCGGCGACCACCUGCGGCCGGGCUCCUACCUCGGCGACGUCUCCGCGCUCUCCUUCCUCCCCUCCUCCCCCCGCCCUCUUCUCCUCGCCGGCACCGGAUCGGAGCUGCUCGUCUACGACGUCGACGCCGCCAGGCUUGUCGCCUCCUUCCAAGUGUUCGACGGCGUCCGCGUCCACGGCAUCCAGCCCCGCUGCCCGGACGGCCCGUCUCCUGGCGAUGUCACCGUGUUGGUGUUCGGUGAGAGGAGGGUGAAGAUUUUCAGGAUUCGCGCCGACUUCGAGGAUGGCGAAGCGUGCGGCGUGCGGUUGGAGUUGGAGCAGAGGCUCCCCGGAUUUGAUCACUGGGUGCUGGACGCCUGCUUCCUGGAGGCUGAUGGGCUGCUCGCGAUCGGUUUGAGUGACAAUUCAGUGGCAUUAUGGGAUUUGAGCCAGCGUGUGUUGCAUGCCCGAGUGAAAUCGCCAGAGAAGUGCCUACUGUAUUCGAUGAGAAUGUGGGGAAACUCUCUUGAAUCUCUUCUCGUGGCUUCUGGAACAAUUUUAAAUGAGAUUCUUAUUUGGAAAAUUGUACCCCGAGCUCUGGAAAAAUCCUUGUUAUGCUCAUAUAAGAGCAACACUCUCGGUGUAGAGGACUAUGAGAAUAUGCAUAUUAGUGAUAAGCAAUAUAUAACAAUUCAUCUUGGAAGGUUAAAGGAACAUGAAGGUUCAAUAUUUAGAAUAGCUUGGUCCUCUGAUGGAUCAAAGUUCAUGUCUGUUUCCGAUGACCGUAGUGCUCGCAUCUGGAUGUUGAGUUCUCAGUCACAGAACUUUGUCAAUAAGGCAGAUGGACAAAAUGAUGUUCAGAUUAUACCGAAACUCACACUUUUUGGGCAUAGUGCUAGAAUAUGGGAUUGCUAUGUAUCUAAUUCUUUAGUUAUUACAGUCGGCGAGGAUUGUUCUUGUUGCAUCUGGGCUAUGGACGGAAAGCUAAUCAAGAAGUUCAGGGAACACAUCGGCCGAGGAAUAUGGCGGUGUUUAUAUGAUCCAAGCACACUACUGCUUGCCACUGCUGGGUUUGAUUCAGCCAUCAAAGUGCACCAUCUUUAUAACUCAUCUUGUCAUGACAAAAUGGAAGACAAGGUGGUCUCAGACGAUGUCAAUUAUGAUUCUGAGGUCUUUUCAAUAUCAUCCCCUACAGUGUCAGGACAGUAUGGGCCCAUGGACAGCAAAAGUGAGUAUGUACGAUACCUACACUUUGUAAAAGAAAAUGAUCUCUAUGUUGCCACAAACAAUGGAUAUCUGCAUCAUGCUGAGCUCUCUAAUUCCAACAAUGUAAGAUGGACCAAGGUUACUCAAGUUGCUGAGGUGGCACCGAUUAUUUGCAUGGAUGUUAUGGUAAUGCACUCAGAUAUUUCACUGAAUAGGGAUGAUAUCAUUGCCCUUGGAGAUGGACGUGGAAAUGUUACUGUUGUCCAUUUAACUGCCUGUGAUCUUGGACCUAAAGUGAAUUCAUCUUUUACCUGGCCAGCAGAAAAAGAUAGGCAGCUACUAGGAGUAUACUGGUGCAAAUCUCUUGAAUGUAGACACAUUUUCACAGCUGAUCCUAGAGGUGUGCUUAAGUUAUGGGACAUAAGGAAUGCCCUUUUUUCAAAUACCCUUGAUAUCACUACAUCUCAGAAGGUUCCUCUUAUUGCUGUGUUUGAAUCUUCCUUUGGGGCAAGAAUCAUGUGCUUAGAUGCGUUUCCUCAGGACGAGGUCCUUGUAGCUGGUGAUAAGAAGGGUAACAUAACUGCCUUUCAUUUCCCUAAAGUACUGGUAGAACAUGAGAGCUGUGGGACGCAACAGAAUAUGCCUUCAUGUGAUCGUUUUAAAGGAGCUCAUGGAAUUUCUAGUGUCACAAGUGUUCGUAUAAUUACCUCAACUUCUGAUCAUCUUCAAAUUCACACCACAGGGGGAGACGGUUGCAUUUGCUUUUUCAAGUAUGACAGAAAUGUGCAAAAGAUUGAAUUUUUUGGAAUGAGACAAGUAAAAGAGUUGGGCACCGUUCAAUCCAUCUUUCCUCCUCAUGCCUCAGAAAAGCAAUUGCUUAGCACCUAUGCAAUAGGUUUCACUUCUGCCGAUUUUAUCAUUUGGGACCUUGAAAAUGAAACAAAGCUGCUUCAAAUAUCCUGUGGAGGGUGGCGCCGUCCUUAUUCAUAUUAUCUUGGCAUGGUCCCUGAGUAUCAGAAUUGUUUUGCCUUUGUUAAGGAUCAUAACAUUCACAUUCAUAGGCACUGGGCACCAUGUCAAGACAAGAAAUUGCUUCCUCAAGUUUUCCAUAUGCAGUUCCAUGGAAGAGAAGUGCACUCUUUGUGCUUCAUAGAUCCAGCAGGCUAUUCAAAUCCUGAGAAGAGCUCAAAUCUGUAUAUUGCAACAGGAUGUGAAGAUGGAACCAUGCGACUUACAGGGAACUCAAUUAAUAGUGCUGGAAAAUGGUGUUCCUCCAAGCUGCUGGGGGAGCAUGUUGGUGGAUCAGCUGUGAGAGCGACAUGCUUCGUGCAGAAGGGCUACACAUCGUUAGAUAAAUCAUGUAACAUCAUCCCCAAUGGCAACUCUGAUGACACUUUAGUCAAAAACAAGGAUAACAUUUCCUUAUUAAUAUCCGUUGGAUCAAAGCAAGUCCUGACUACUUGGGUUUUACAGCCUAAGGUUGCAGAAAAUAGACAUAUCUGUUCUAGUGGCUUAGAUGUAGACUCCAAGCAAAGCUUGAAAGGUGAUUCAGCCAUGACAUUUCAAUGGCUUUCUACCCACAUGCCUCCAAAGCUUACCAAUAGGUUGAAAACUGGCAAUGUAAAAAAUAAUAAUGAGGAAGGGGAUUCCUCUAUGAUGCAACCCAACCAGUUUAUUGUGGAUCAGCUGGAAAAUGACUGGCGUUAUCUUUCGGUUACAGCAUUUCUUUUGGAACAUCCUUCCACCAAUUCGACAGUGUGUUUUGUUGUUGCUGCUUGCUCUGACGCUACAGUCGUGCUCCGUGCUCUUCUUUUGCCUUCUAGGCUAUGGUUUGAUGUUGCCUUGUUGGCUCCACAGGGAUCACCAGUUCUGGUGCUCAAGCAUAUUAUUGCUGCAGCUAGUGUCAACUGCAAAGACACCGCAGACCAUGGAGAUACAUACAUUGUUGUGAGUGGAUCUACAGAUGGUAGCAUUACUUUCUGGGACCUUACAGAUACUAUUCAUGGAUUUAUGCAACUAGUAUCAGAGACUCAACCACACAUGGUUAUUGAUUGCCAAAAGCGGCCCAGAACAGGAAGAGGAAGUCAAGGCGGUCGGCGCAGGUGGAGAACACUGCCGGGCCGUUCUUUGAAAAAGAUAAAUAAAGAGACAUCGAUCCCUGAUGGGAGCAUCCCGAAUACUCCAAAUGCCACUGAAAAUACAUCUGAAACUUCUAAUGUGGAAGAAACUGAUGCCACAAACCAGAACUAUGCAUUCUCAAAUUUGCAAUCGUGUAAUAUACCUGAAGUGACACCAAUGCACAGAUUCUCCGGUGUUCACCAGUCAGGCGUCAACUGCCUCCAUGUCUCAGAGAUGAGGGCUUGCUCGUACUCGACACCUGGCAUGUCUUACUGUGUCAUAAGCGGUGGGGAUGAUCAAGCUGUUCACUGUUUCAGUUUUACAUUAGGAUCUCUUCAGGAUUGCGCAAUAAAUACAAGCCUAGACUCACCUGACAAUGGUGCAGUUAAAAUUAUUUGUCAACAUAGGGUUCCUUCUGCCCACAGUUCAGCAGUUAAAGGCAUCUGGACGGAUGGCAUAUGGGCUUUCUCUACUGGCCUUGAUCAAAGAGUAAGAUGUUGGAAGAUGGAGUCAUCUGGCAAAUUCACUGAGUAUUCCCAUGCUAUCAUCAGCGUACCUGAGCCAGAAACUUUGGAUGUUGUACAUGACCGUGCAGAGAGGAAAUACUGGGUUGCUGUUGCUGGAAGGGGAAUGCAAAUGGUUGAGUUCUUGUCAGCAGAAAAUGACGAGGAAGAAAUAUCAAAAUGACUCUUUUUUUUAGAUGAGAUGUUAGUUCAUUUGGUGUGAAACAGGAUGCCCACCAGAGAACUGGAAUUUUAUGUGGACUUCUGCAACUUGAUCAAAACUUUGAAAUAUGUCAGGCAGAACGUACACAGCAUGCCGACCAGGUUGGUGCGGGUCUGCUUGAACAACCUCAUCGCGCUGAUCGAGCAGUGGAUUGUGCGAAGUUUAAGCUGUAGUGCUGUACUGAUUUCACUCAUGGUGGACGGUGACAAUGGCAAGUGGAACUGUCCGUCUGUCCGUCCAAGUUGAUGAGAGCUUGUCACCUAGUGGAUUUUCCUGGCUGGACGAGCAGUGGCGGCGUGUCAUGACAACUAGGAAGUAUGCAACUAAUGACUAACGUGACAUGUUUGUUGGUAGGAGUGAUUCUGCAAUCUCUAACCGACCAUGAACCCAUGAUGUUAACUGGUGAAAGAUGACCAGAUUCAAGAGUGAUUCUGUAGAUUCUUGAACCAGCCAUGAGGCCGUGAUGUUAACUGGUGAUAAGUGAUCAGAUUCAAAAACAUUAUUUUUAGUAUUGUAAAGGGCUUUGAGCUUCAUCUAAGGUCCCUUUCUUUCUUUUUGCUGAUGCUGUGGCAAACGUUUCUCAAUUGUGGUGGCAGAUGCUGCACAAGAUGGUGUGCUUUGCUUUGGUCCUUCCUGGUCCAUUUAUUCCGUCAGUCAGGCUUUCAGACUUCAGAAGUUCAGAGACUUCAUUUAAACUGGUGUGCCUCUGUCUAGAAUCCUAUGUUGACUGGAGUUAUAUAUCUGUCUUGACCGGUCAAUGCCCAAAUUUUGAUUGGUGAUGAUAAAACUUAAAACAACCCCUUUUUCAUGGACUUUGUUGGGU